Messenger RNA from Thamnophis sirtalis, 674 nucleotides. The record is from RefSeq and is a predicted model, not a curated record. NCBI's taxonomy places the organism in Eukaryota, Metazoa, Chordata, Lepidosauria, Squamata, Natricidae.
CGCUCCACUACAGCGUCUCCCACUCCAACUUCGACAUCGUCCGGCUCCUCCUGGACACAGGUGUUUGCAACAUCAAUCACCAGAAUAAAGCAGGUUACACAGCCCUCAUGUUGGCUGCGCUGGCAACCAUGGAGCGACAGGAUGAUAUGGCCACAGUCCGGCGCCUCUUUGACCUGGGCAACGUCAACGCCAAGGCCAGUCAAGCCGGCCAGACGGCGCUGAUGUUGGCGGUCAGCCACGGGAGGCAAGAGAUGGUGGAGGCCCUCCUGGCGUGCGGGGCAGACGUCAACCUGCGGGACGAGGAGGGCUCCACUGCGCUCAUGUGCGCCUGCGAGCACGGGCGGGCGGAAACCGUGCAGCUGCUUCUGGCGCAGCCGUCCUGCGACGCCUCCAUCGCCGACAAUGACGGCAACGAUGCUGCGGCCAUCGCCCGGGAGGCCGGACACGACAACCUCGCAGCUCUGAUAUCUGCGCACCUCACACCGUCCGCAGACAGGUGAGGGGAUCCCCUUCGCAGAGCUCCAGGCCCCACCACCACCACCACCGGCCAGCCGUCCUCCCUCCCUUUCUCUGGACCGGAGACUUCUCAGCGGUUAGAUCCCAAAGGGGCUUUUUCAGGAGGAAACUGGACUUUCCAGUUUUUCUUUGAAGAUGUUUCACUUCCCAUCCAAGGA